Messenger RNA from Tauraco erythrolophus (red-crested turaco), 551 nucleotides. NCBI's taxonomy places the organism in Eukaryota, Metazoa, Chordata, Aves, Musophagiformes, Musophagidae. The record is from RefSeq and is a predicted model, not a curated record.
GGCUCUCCAGGGAAUCCUCCUGCUCCGGCAGUGACCAUGGGAAAGAGAGUGGCCGUGGUGCUGGCUGGCUGCGGGGUGUACGACGGGAGCGAGAUCCAUGAGUCCUCGGCCGUGCUGGUGCACCUGAGCAGGGAGGGGGCACAGGCAGAGGUUUAUGCUCCUGAUGUUGACCAGAUGCACGUGGUGGACCAUGUGAAAGGACAGCCAACUGAGGAGAAGCGCAACGUGCUAGUGGAAAGUGCCAGAAUAGCCAGGGGCAACAUCAAGGAUCUCGCUAAGCUGGAUGUCCAGGGGCUGGAUGCCCUCAUCAUACCAGGUGGCUUUGGGGUGGCGAAAAACCUGAGUACUUGGGCCACCCAAGGCAAGAACUGCAUCGUCUCCAAAGAGGUGGAGGACGUCCUGAAGGCAUUCCACGCCGCCAAAAAGCCCAUUGGCCUGUGCUGCAUUUCUCCAGUGCUGGCAGCCAAACUCUUCCCGGGCUGCGAGGUGACUGUGGGCCACGACACGGAGUGCGAGAAGUAAGUGCCCAUGGAGUGCUUGGCAUGGAACCA